Zasmidium cellare ATCC 36951 is the source of this 2022-nucleotide messenger RNA. RefSeq lists its product as uncharacterized. Gene Ontology annotation, molecular function: ATP hydrolysis activity; ATP binding. The transcript has a single exon. Lineage: Eukaryota; Fungi; Ascomycota; Dothideomycetes; Mycosphaerellales; Mycosphaerellaceae. Gene Ontology annotation, cellular component: mitochondrion. The record is from RefSeq and is a predicted model, not a curated record. Bases 1 to 2022 code for a protein of 673 amino acids.
AUGUGGAGGCGAUGGGCGGCGCCACAGUGCCAGCGUCGACUGAUCCAUACCAGUCCAACAUCGGGCCAGAGAUUCCCCAAGGUCAUUGAUAUCGAAGACGCCACUUGUUACAGACGACACCCGGCACCAGACGAUACACCGGAAUCGAAUCCGCCCCUGUUUCUGAACUUGUCAUUUCGAUUGUACAAAGACAAAGUUCCAUAUGGGAGAUUGGCUGGUCAAGAAGAGCAUUGGGCGAUUCUGUCUCCAUCAUCCUUAGCCCGGACGACUCUUCUUCAAAUCCUAGGCGGACAGCACAUAUGCAUCCCACCUACCGCCCGCUCAUAUCCGGCCCUUUCUGAAAUCUCAAAGUCACCACAACAUGCGAUCCGAUAUGUGGGGUUUGAUGCGGAAAGAGGGAGCAGCGUUGGAGGAAGUAAUGUUCGUGGGGCGUAUCUCAGCGCGAGAUAUGAGAGUCGGCGAGAGGAGACCGAUUACUCUUUGAUGGACUACCUUACCGGUCAUACUGAAUUGAAUGCCUUGGAACAUGUCCUCUCGCAGAGUGAUAAGGCCAUCCUCGAUGAAGCCAUUCAAAAGCUCGACCUCCAAUCGCUUCUGACAAUGCCAGUGGCAAAUCUGAGCAACGGCCAAACACGAAGAGCUCGCAUAGCCAAAGCUCUGAUGGCACGCCCAGAAGUCCUCCUCCUCGACGGGCCCUACAUGGGAUUGGACCCAAACACUCUCUCCAAACUCGAUACCGUGCUAUACGACCUCGCAGAACGACAAUCCCCUCGACUCGUCUUAAGCCUGCGACCUGAAGACGGCGUCCCCGACUGGAUCACACAUCUAGUCGUCACAGAUGAUACUUUGCAAGUGCUACAGCAAGGAUCUAAACAUAAUCUGUUCGAGAAAUCUACCAACUCAACCUCGAACCGAACAUCCCAUCAGAUCCUCCGCGCCGCCUCCCAACCCCACAGCACUACCACGACCCUCAGCAAAGACGCCUUCCCACGCACCUCACCACCUUCACCACCCGGCGAACCCCUCGUCGAACUAUCCGGGGUCAAAGUAUCCUACGGCUCCAAAACCGUCCUAGGAGACUGGCAGCAACCAGAACAAUCCACCCCAGGCCUCCACUGGACCCUCCACCGCGGCCAACGAGCCGGAAUCUUCGGCCCCAACGGCAGCGGCAAAACGACCCUCCUCUCCCUCCUAACCUCCGACCACCCGCAAACCUAUGCCCUCCCCAUCAAACAUUUCGGCCGCUCGCGCCUCCCAGACCCGUCCUCCAACGAGCCAGGCAUCUCCCUCUUCGACAUCCAACGCCGAAUCGGCCACUCCUCCCCCGAAAUCCAUGCCUUCUUCCCCAAGAACCUCUCCAUCCGCCGCGCCAUCGAAUCUGCCUGGUCCGACGCCCCUCUAGCAAAACCCCACCUCACCGCCGACGCCGACCGCCGCGUCGACGCCAUCCUGCGAUGGUUCGCCGCAGACCUCAACCCCAGCCACUCAGAAAACCUCAUCCCAACCCUCGAAGCAACCUACCACAAACCAACCCACCAAACCAAAUCCACCACCCGCCUCGAAGCCGCCCAAACCUACCACGACGACAACUUCCACUCGGAUGCAGAUCUGCUCUGGGCGGACAGCACCCCCUUCCGCACGUUACCCUUCUCCUCGCAACGCCUGGUCUUGUUCCUGCGAAGCAUAGUCCACUCCCCAGACCUCGUAAUCCUCGACGAAGCGUUCAGCGGCAUGGACGAAGACGUGCGGGAUAAAGCGUUGCUUUUCCUCUCGCAUGGCGAGACGAUCAAAGCCGUCGAGAGCGUGCUGCAGAGAUUGGGCAAAGUCACGUUGAUGGGACUGAAUGAGAGGCAGGGCUUGGUGGUCAUUAGUCAUAGUAAAGACGAUGUGCCCGGGUGUGUGAGGGAGUGGAUUUGUUUACCCGAGCCUGGAGAGGGGAGGACGCCGCGGAUGGGGAGGUUGAAGGGCCCGUUGGAGUUGAUGAGGGAGGGGUGGGGGGAGAUUUGGGGGAGCGGUGUAUGA